AUGUUGCCCCCCCCCUCACGCUGUGGGGCUGCCCCCCCAUGUCCCCCCUCGCAGGGAGUCGACAUCCGUCACAACCGGGACCGCAAAGUCCGGCGCAAGGAGCCCCGGAGCCAGGAUGUCUAUUUGCGGCUGCUCGUGAAGCUCUACCGCUUCCUGGCCCGUCGCACUCGCGCCGCCUUCGCCCGCGUCGUCCUCAAGCGCCUGUUCAUGAGCCGGAGCAACCGCCCCCCGCUGGCGCUGUCCCGCCUG
This is a messenger RNA of Nothoprocta perdicaria, 249 nucleotides long. It is a transcript of the gene RPL18, whose product is annotated as ribosomal protein L18. The annotation marks the transcript as partial. Lineage: Eukaryota; Metazoa; Chordata; Aves; Tinamiformes; Tinamidae. Gene Ontology annotation, cellular component: cytosolic large ribosomal subunit; ribosome. The transcript has 3 exons. Gene Ontology annotation, biological process: translation. Gene Ontology annotation, molecular function: RNA binding; structural constituent of ribosome. The record is from RefSeq and is a predicted model, not a curated record.